Medioppia subpectinata is the source of this 522-nucleotide messenger RNA. NCBI's taxonomy places the organism in Eukaryota, Metazoa, Arthropoda, Arachnida, Sarcoptiformes, Oppiidae. The record is from the annotation of a GenBank genome assembly.
AACUUUUUAAAAGGCGUUAAUCAGUCGAUUAAUUUUGUGAUAAUACGGGUUAUAAUAUACGCCUGUUUUCUAACAUAUGUAUUGACGGGUGGGAUGUUGUCGGCGGAGACCGCCUUCGCCACUGUUGCUUAUUUUAAUGCACUUCGUAUAACUAUUGGGCACAAUGUACCCUUGGCCGUUGCUGCUCUGGGUGAAAUAAUAUCAGUAAUCAAUCGUAUGCAGGAUUUUUUAUUACUCGAAGAGAUGAGUGGUUUGGAUGAGAGGGAAGGGAAAGACAACGAGGCGUUCAUUUCGGGAGAAAAUGAGGAGACGACUGAACCCACGCUUCGGGACAUUAGUUUGAGUGUAAAACCCGGCGAACUGUUGGCUGUCGUCGGAUCCGUUGGCAGUGGAAAGAGCUCACUAUUGAUGUCAAUACUGAAUGAGAUAUCGCUAGUGUCGGGUCGAGUGGUAGUGAGGGGUCGGGUGUCGUACGCGCCGCAGGAGUCGUGGGCUUUCAUAGCGAGUGUUCGACAGAAUAUU